Messenger RNA from Linnemannia hyalina, 618 nucleotides. The record is from the annotation of a GenBank genome assembly. Lineage: Eukaryota; Fungi; Mortierellomycota; Mortierellomycetes; Mortierellales; Mortierellaceae.
AUGACGUCCACGAUACCAACAGCACCGGACGGAUACAUCCACGCCGGCCCUGUCUCAGACUUCUUACCAACCCCCUCCUCUUCCUCCUCUGCAUCAGAAACCAAUGGUGAUUCAGGAACGGACAAUCCGAAUGACCAAGGCACGACCUCCGUCUGUCCUGCAGUCAGUGCACCCACCACCCCCACACUCGCCACCACCACCGCCACCACAACAACGGCAACAGAGACAUUAAAGGCGAGCUGUAAAACACAGGGAGAGGAGGGCCAAUUGAUAAAAGUGAUCGAGGUCUCACAGCCGGCAGGUCGGUACCCGCCAGUGAAGCGGGUUGCUGUCAGUUUCUUCCAUAACAAGUGGUAUGCCUUUAUUAAUGGGUCGGCAUUGUCGAAGGGCACGAUGACAGAUAUUGAGGACAUGGGGAUCAUCUGGGGUGCCGGGGUUACCUGCUCCCUCCACAACUGGACGUUUGAUGCGUCGUCGGGACAGUCGGACUCGACGCGGUUUGUGAUCGACACGCACGACGUGAAGGAGAUUGACGGUCAUGUCUUUAUUAGCCAGAAACCCAAGAAUGCUCACAUCGCCGGGCAACGGCGAGACUUUGGCGGUCGCGAGAUGAACUAA